CUGCUAUAAAUUAACAUCAUGCAUGAGAAAUUUUUAUAAACUCACAAACAGUGCCGCAGAUAGAAACUCUCAAACGCUUCCUUCCACUCACUCCCUGACUACUCUCACUCAGUACCACUCUUCCCCUUUCUCUUUCUUUCUUUCUCCCCAACACAUCCCCAGCCACUGGGUCCCUCUCUGUUUUUCCAUGUCUUUAUAAUUUUCCUUCAUGCCCCACUAUAUUAUAUUGCACAUACAUUUGUGCAUCUCUCUAUUCGCAGUUAACGACAACGUGGACUGCACCUGCUGACUCGUAUUUCGCCAUUUUAUUAGCUUAUAAAGCUACCUGACAACACCCACUUCUCAUUUCCCCCGUACCAUUUUAACUCUUUCUUCCCGUAUCAUUACAUUUCGCACCCACACUCCACUUCCUCCUUCUACUUCUCUGCCCUUUCCCUCUCUCUUUAUCCCUUCUUAAACCCCAACACUCCCACAUCGCAUACCAUCGCCUCCCCUUCCCACACCACCAACCCAAUAAUCAUGCAUCGUUGUUGCGGGAACUCCCAGGGUCACGUGAUGGGCACCUGUACAUGCACCAUGCUUCACACCGAAACUAACUCUUACUCCAUCCUCUUUUCUAUGCCCAACACCCACGCUCCCUAUUAUGAUUACGAACACGAAGUCUACUCCUCCUACACGCCCUCUCCUUCUUCCGUCGACUGCACGCUCUCCCUCGGUACCCCUUCCACACGUUUCACCGAAGGCGAGGAGUUACGGAACCGCCACGAACCUCGCUCUUCCGUCACCAACUUCCGCUGGGACUUGCUGCAAUCCAAACACACCACGCAAUCUCAAACCAAUAAAUCAACCAGAGCAACCAAUGCCGCCUCCAACAACGACCCUCUCCUCGCUCGUCGCUGCGCCAACUGCGACACCACUUCUACUCCCCUAUGGAGAAACGGCCCUCGUGGCCCAAAGUCACUAUGCAAUGCUUGUGGGAUCAGAUAUAAGAAGGAAGAGAGAAGAGCAUCGGCUGCCGCCGCCACGUCUGCGGCGGUUCCCGGCAGCGUAAUGGAAUCAUCUCGCUCGUACGGCAACCAAAGCAGUUCGUGGUACUCACACUCGCAGAUGGGGAACGAGUUACGUUUCAUGGAGGAUUCCGACGAUAGAGAUUCGGAGAACGGCAUUCCGUUCUUCUCUUGGAACCUUAACGUUCCAGACCGAACGAGCAUGGUGCACGACUACACGAGAUGAUGAACGAUGGCGAUAUCCUUAAUACGUUAAUAAUAAUAGGGAGAGAAAAAAAAUGACAAAAGCGAGUAGCAGCUACCUUGACGUUAGAAGACCACACAGGUGUACGUCGACGUUUUACGAUGGUGAUGUAGAUGUUUUUGAUUGCGAUGGUUGCAUUAUGGUCUCGUCAAUGUGAUGUUUUUUUUUUGACCUUUUCCUUUUUGUUUGGUUCCUUUUCUCCGUCUUGCUGCGAAAGAUGGAGUGAGAAGGGGAUAAUUCUAUGUUCUUAGUUUGCUUUUUCUUUGGUCUUGGUUCUUUAACUUUCUCUUUCAGUUACUUGUUAAUCCUACCUUUCUGUUGCUUCA
Messenger RNA from Vigna angularis (adzuki bean), 1577 nucleotides. RefSeq names its product GATA transcription factor 18. The record is from RefSeq and is a predicted model, not a curated record. The transcript has 2 exons. NCBI's taxonomy places the organism in Eukaryota, Viridiplantae, Streptophyta, Magnoliopsida, Fabales, Fabaceae. The coding region runs from base 520 to 1233 and encodes 237 amino acids. Gene Ontology annotation, molecular function: sequence-specific DNA binding; zinc ion binding; DNA-binding transcription factor activity. Gene Ontology annotation, biological process: regulation of DNA-templated transcription; flower development.